CCGAACGUGAAGGUGGUCAUAUUCUCCCCCAUGCUCAACCGCUCGACCCCCAACAACGACCUGGCAACAUCAGAUUAUUCAGUUGUCAUGAUUGAAUUCUUCAAAGUCCAGUCACUUCCGGCCUGGCUUCGUCGAGCUCGCCAAGAACCGUGCACUUUUGGGCUCUUCAGAGGCUCGCCCUGCUUUCAUGCGCCCGCCUCAGCUGCUCCGGCGCCCUAA
This is a messenger RNA of Protopolystoma xenopodis, 219 nucleotides long. Lineage: Eukaryota; Metazoa; Platyhelminthes; Monogenea; Polystomatidea; Polystomatidae. The record is from the annotation of a GenBank genome assembly.